This is a messenger RNA of Lodderomyces margitis, 1668 nucleotides long. RefSeq names its product sugar porter family MFS transporter. Gene Ontology annotation, molecular function: carbohydrate:proton symporter activity. Gene Ontology annotation, biological process: carbohydrate transport; transmembrane transport. The coding region runs from base 1 to 1668 and encodes 555 amino acids. Gene Ontology annotation, cellular component: plasma membrane. The record is from RefSeq and is a predicted model, not a curated record. Lineage: Eukaryota; Fungi; Ascomycota; Pichiomycetes; Serinales; Debaryomycetaceae. The transcript has a single exon.
AUGGUGUCUGUCGAUAGCUUCGUAGCAAGUGACGAGUUAAGACGUAAUAUGGAACACACCCCCAAAUAUGAUUCGUCUGACAACAAAGACGUUCAGAGUUUAGAGGAAAAUGUGGAAGAAAAGUUAAAAGAAAAAUCCUAUAAAGAAUAUAUUUUGAUUACAAUCUUAUGUUUUAUGGUUGCUUUUGGUGGGUUUGUGUUUGGUUAUGAUACAGGUACAAUUUCAGGAUUCGUCAAUAUGACUGACUUUAUAGAUAGAUUUGGAGAGUUUAACGACGAAGGCGAAAAGUAUUUGAGCAAUAUACGAACGGGGUUGAUAAUUUCAAUUUUCAAUAUUGGCUGUUGUGUGGGCGGAUUGAUUUUUUCCAAAGUUGGAGACAUUUAUGGAAGAAGGGUUGGGUUGAUGUUUUCAAUGGUUAUUUAUGUUAUUGGAAUCAUUGUUCAAAUUUCGUCGCAAACCCAAUGGUACCAGAUUUGCAUUGGCCGUGCCAUCACGGGAUUAUCUGUCGGAACUGUUUCGGUCAUUUCCCCUAUGUUUAUUUCCGAAUCUUCACCAAAAGUGUUACGGGGAACUUUGGUGUGCUGUUUCCAAUUGUGUAUAACAAUGGGUAUCUUCAUUGGAUACUGCUGUACCUAUGGUACUAAACAAUUGGAUAAUUCAGCACAAUGGAGAAUUCCACUUGGGUUGUGCUUCCUUUGGGCUAUAUUCUUGGGUGUAGGUAUGUUAUUUAUGCCUGAAUCCCCUAGACACUUGGUUGAAAAGAAGCGGAUUGAAGAUGCAAGAGCUUCAAUUGCAAAGUCCAAUAAGUUGGCAAUUGAUGAUAAAGUAGUUAGCUUGGAAUUGCAGCUAAUCCAAGCAGGUAUCGACAGGGAGAAAUUAGCAGGCAUUGCAUCUUGGAAGGAAUUGAUUACGGGUAAACCAGCAAUUUUCAAGAGAGUUUUAACUGGAGUUGCAUUAGCGUCAUUGCAACAAUUGACAGGUAACAACUACUUCUUUUACUUUGCAACGACGAUUUUCCAGGCAGUUGGUUUGCAAGAUUCAUUUCAAACUUCAAUGAUUUUGGGUUGUGUUAAUUUCCUUUCCACUUUUGUCAAUAUUUGGGCCAUUGAAAGAUUUGGAAGAAGGCUCUGUUUGAUGGUUGGUUCAACAGGUAUGUUUGUUUGUUUUGUUAUCUAUUCAGUGCUUGGGUCAACAAACUUGUAUAUGACUGACGACUUCCAGAACUCACCAACUCAUUUGCCAACAGGAAGAGCUAUGAUUUUCAUUACAUGCUUGUACAUAUUCUUUUUUGCAUCUACUUGGGCUGGUGGUGUUUAUGCAAUUUUGUCAGAAACGUAUCCAUUAAGAGUCAGGUCCAAAGCAAUGGCGGUAGCAAUUGGUUCGAAUUGGAUCUGGGGAUUCCUCAUUUCAUUCACAUCUUCAUUCAUCAUCAACUCAAUCCACUUUUAUUACGGAUUUGUAUUUACAGGAUGUCUUGCUGCAUCUUUGGUGUUUGUCUAUUUUUGCAUCAUGGAAACAAAAGGAUUGACGUUGGAAGAAGUUGAUGAAAUGUAUGCACAAGGAAUUCUACCAUGGAAGUCGGGAAGCUGGAUACCGCCUUCACCAGAGGAAAUGGCUACCUCGACGGGCUAUGCAAAGCCUGAACAUGAACAUGUCGCUGAUGCCUAG